AUGCUUUUUGCUACCAUAGCUACCAGAGAAGACAAUUAUGUUGUAGAGCCAGCAUGGCGUCACUUGGAUGAGCAAAGCAAUGCAAAUUCAAUGAUAUUCUACAGGGAAUCUGAUGUAAUAAAUGAAAAUGGAAGGAACGGCACACUCUUAGGACAAAGUGCCUUCACCAAAUGUGGAAAUGAAGAGAAAAGUAAAAUUCUUCCCAGGAUUGGUUUCGCCAGUUUCCAUGAUCGAAAACGUAGGGAGGUAUCAGGGACUAAGUCAGCAUGCCCUUUGCUUCUUGUUGCAGACUUCCGAUUCCAUCAAGUUUUUGGUAAUAGUCAACCUCUGAAAACAGCUAAUUAUAUGAUUGCAGUAAUUGAAAGAGUAAAUAACUUAUUCCAUUCCACUGACUGGAAUAACAGUGAAUUGAAAGAGUUGGGAUUUAUUAUUGAAGAAAUUCAAAUCCAUUCUUCUCCAACAACUGUCCCAAAUGGUAAUAUUCACUACAACAUGAAAGGACACAUCUGGGAACCGACUGAAUUAUUAAAAGCAUUCAGCAGAGGUUCACAGCAUGGAAGAUUCUGUCUGUCUCACUUAUUUACUUAUCAAUCUUUUAGCGAUAAUGUUGUUGGCCUGGCAUAUACAGCUUCACCCAGACCUGACAUAGCAGGAGGAAUCUGUUCUCCAUUGGUGAAAUCUGGAGAGCAAUUUUGCAUCUAUCUAUCUAUCUAUCUAUCUAUCUAUCUAUCUAUCUAUCUAUCUAUCUAUCUAUCUAUCUAUGUGUGUACACAUUUUAUCAAUUACUGUAAAUGUCUGUCUAAUCUGUUCUCAUGA
Messenger RNA from Acanthosepion pharaonis, 816 nucleotides. The record is from the annotation of a GenBank genome assembly. NCBI's taxonomy places the organism in Eukaryota, Metazoa, Mollusca, Cephalopoda, Sepiida, Sepiidae.